ACCCCAACUACACAUCCUUGCCAAGCGCAUUUUAGCCCCAAACAGUACUUCCCCAGUUUCUGUUUAAUCAAUAACAAACUAAUUUAAUCUUCCAAACCCUAAGGUGGAAGACCAGUAAGUGAAAAAACCAACACACAGAAAUCCACAAAUUCCGAUUCGAUUCACCAGAAAUGGUGAAGAAAGGUGUACCAGAUUGGCUAAACAGUUCUCUGUGGUCAUCUUCAAACCCUUCAUCGGAAUCUGAUGAUCGUGUUAACAAUAAUAAUAAUAAUCAUCGUCAUUCUUCUUCUCCCAAAUCAACAGCAUAUAAUUUUAUUGAACCACCUUCUCCUCCUCCGAUCCAACCUCCAAUUCCUGAACCACCUCCAAAAAUUACUGUACAGAAAGUGGAAUCACCUGAAAAUGAUACAUCAUCAUCAUCGUCCUCGGUUAUUUCAGCUGAAGAAAUUUCUCGUCAGUCUCAACUAUUACAAGAGCUUUCAAGGAAAAUAGUUAAUAUACGUGAAUUGCAAAAAUUGGCAUCACAAGGAAUACCGGAUGGUGCUGGGAUUCGGCCUACUGUGUGGAAGCUAUUAUUGGGAUAUUUGCCAACUGAUCGUGGAUUAUGGAUGUCUGAAUUAGUUAAGAAGCGAUCUCAAUACGAGCAUUUUACUGAUGAGCUUCUUCUGAAUCCUUCAGAAGUUACUAGGAGGAUGGAGAAAUCUGCAUCGGGAAAUGAUGGCGAAGGGACUGGAAUGCUACCGAGGGCAGAGAUUACUCAGGACGAGCACCCUCUGAGCCUUGGAAAGACUAGCGUAUGGAAUCAGUUCUUUCAGGACACUGAGAUCAUUGAGCAAAUUGACCGUGAUGUAAUGCGCACUCAUCCAGACAUGCACUUCUUCUCGGGGGAUUCAUCCUUCGCAAAGGCUAAUCAGGAAGCCUUGAGGCGUAUACUGAUUAUAUUUGCAAAGUUGAAUCCGGGAAUAAGAUAUGUUCAAGGAAUGAAUGAAGUGCUGGCACCUCUUUAUUAUGUGUUCAAGAAUGAUCCAGAUGAGGAAAAUGCCGCUAAUGCAGAGGCAGAUACCUUUUUUUGCUUUGUUGAGUUGUUGAGUGGUUUUCGGGAUAAUUUCUGCCAGCAACUUGAUAACAGCGUUGUAGGCAUCCGUUCCACAAUCGGUAAAUUGUCACAGCUUCUAAAGGAGCAUGAUGAAGAGCUCUGGCGUCAUUUGGAGGUUACUACAAAAGUCAAUCCCCAGUUCUAUGCAUUUAGGUGGAUAACCCUCUUGUUGACUCAAGAGUUCAAUUUUGCAGACAGUGUUCAUAUUUGGGACACCCUUUUGAGUGACCCGGAGGGUCCUCAGGAAACUCUACUUAGAGUAUGCUGUGCCAUGUUGGUUUUGAUCCGCAGACGUCUAAUAGCAGGGGAUUUUACUUCCAAUCUCAAGCUUUUGCAGCAUUACCCUUCAACAAAUAUCAGUCACCUGCUUUAUGUUGCUGACAAAUUACGUGUUCGAUCUGCUGGACGCCUUUCAUAAUUGUUGAUUGAUUUUCUUCUGUUCCUUUGAAUGCCCUCAAAUUUAAUGUUUGUAAAAUUUGGUAGCUGUAAAUGUUUGCUGUGGUAACAUAAAUUUGAAGGAAAAAAAGAACAGUGCUUAGUAUCAUUUUCGUUUCUUUUUACUUUCGUAAGUUCUUAUUUGAUAGUGGUACUGCAUCUGUUCAGUGUA
Molecule: messenger RNA, 1703 nt
Organism: Papaver somniferum (opium poppy)
Lineage: Eukaryota; Viridiplantae; Streptophyta; Magnoliopsida; Ranunculales; Papaveraceae
Product: TBC1 domain family member 13-like
Exons: 9
Coding region: 171-1514 (447 amino acids)
Biological process (GO): activation of GTPase activity; intracellular protein transport
Molecular function (GO): GTPase activator activity
Source: RefSeq, a predicted model, not a curated record